GAUUCAAUCCCCACAAAUUCUGGAUCAAACGGCAUGAAAUCCGCUUGCGUUCUUGAAGCAUCUUUUUAGGCGUCCUCCAUUUUCAAUCCCCGAUCUUCUUUUAUAUCCCCGUUCGGUUGGAUUUGUGCUGAAAAAGGUCGGGUACUGGCUUUUACCUCUCCUGUUGGCCUUUUGAUUCGCUGCUGAUUCUACGUUCUUGCUAAUUUGAUCGGAGAUCGAUGGGGAGUUCUGGAUUCUCGUGGAAGUUGCCGGAUCAUCCUAAGCUUCCUAAGGAUAAGACGGUAGCUCUUAUUGUUUUGGAUGGGUGGGGCGAAGCUGAUCCUGAUCGCUAUAACUGUAUCCAUGUCGCCGAAACUCCCACCAUGGAUUCCCUUAAGAAGGGCGCCCCUGAGAGAUGGAGGCUGAUCAGGGCACAUGGAAAGGCAGUAGGACUUCCUACAGAAGAUGACAUGGGCAACAGCGAGGUCGGACAUAACGCGCUUGGUGCUGGACGUAUCUAUGCUCAAGGUGCAAAGCUUGUUGACCUUGCUCUUGCCUCUGGAAAAAUAUACGACGGAGAAGGUUUCAAAUACAUCAAGCAAUCCUUUGAAACCGGCACAUUGCAUCUUAUAGGAUUAUUGAGUGAUGGUGGAGUGCACUCUAGGAUAGAUCAGUUACAGUUAUUACUCAAAGGAGCAAGUGAGAAUGGAGCUAAAAGAAUCCGUGUCCAUAUACUUACUGAUGGGCGUGAUGUUUUGGAUGGUUCGAGUGUGGGCUUUGUAGAAACUCUUGAAAAUGACCUUGCCAAACUACGUGAGAGUGGGGUCGAUGCACAAAUCGCAUCUGGUGGAGGCCGUAUGUAUGUGACAAUGGAUCGAUAUGAGAAUGAUUGGGAAGUUGUGAAGCGAGGAUGGGACGCACAAGUACUUGGCGAAGCACCAUACAAGUUCAGAAGUGCCGUUGAAGCUGUCAAGAAAUUGAGAGAGGAAACCAAAGCAAGUGAUCAGUAUCUUCCUCCAUUUGUCAUAGUUGAUGAUAGCGGGAAGUCUGUGGGCCCAAUUGUGGAUGGAGAUGCAGUAGUCACCUUUAAUUUUAGAGCAGAUCGGAUGGUUAUGAUCGCCAAGGCCCUCGAAUAUGAAGAUUUUGAUAAAUUUGACCGAGUUAGGGUCCCUAAAAUUCGUUAUGCUGGAAUGCUUCAGUAUGAUGGUGAGUUGAAGCUUCCAAGCCAUUACCUUGUCUCCCCCCCAGAGAUUGAGAGAACAUCUGGGGAAUAUCUUGUGCACAAUGGUGUUCGGACCUUUGCUUGCAGUGAGACCGUCAAGUUUGGCCAUGUUACAUUCUUCUGGAAUGGAAACCGUUCUGGAUAUUUUAACCCAGAAAUGGAGGAAUAUGUGGAGAUUCCUAGUGAUUCUGGGAUCACCUUUAAUGUUAAGCCAAAGAUGAAGGCCAUAGAGAUUGCUGAGAAGGCACGAGAUGCUAUUCUUAGCCGAAAAUUCCAUCAGGUACGUGUUAACCUGCCGAACGGUGACAUGGUCGGACACACUGGUGAUAUUGAGGCCACAGUUGUAGCUUGCAAGGCUGCUGAUGAUGCCGUAAAAAUUAUCCUCGACGCAAUCGAACAAGUAGGGGGAAUAUACGUUGUCACUGCAGAUCACGGAAAUGCAGAGGACAUGGUGAAGAGAAACAAGUCGGGGCAGCCUCUUCUUGACAAAAAUGGCAAAAUUCAAAUCCUGACCUCUCACACUCUUCAGCCAGUUCCUAUUGCAAUUGGAGGUCCGGGACUGGCCCCUGGAGUCCGAUUCCGUAAGGAUGUUCCUGAUGGAGGGCUUGCCAAUGUUGCUGCAACUGUUAUCAAUUUCCAUGGGUAUGAAGCUCCAAGCGACUACGAGACAACCCUAAUUGAAGUCGUCGAUAACUAAGUGAGCGACAUGGAAAGUUAAAGCUUGGCAAAGAUUCUGCGGCGGUGACCGGCGGCCUGGUGAAGCAGCGUGAGCAACGCGCGGGGCAGUGGUGGACGGCGGCUCUUCCUCACAGGUUGGCAAGCAACGGCGUCCCGCGUCAAUGUGGCUCGUCCGGCAGCGGUCUGACCGGCCGAGCGUGAAGGAGAGGCAGCAUUGGCGUGGGACGAGAGGUGGACGGCGGCGUGCGGUGGUCGGAGGAGAGGAAAGACAAACGCUGGAGUGAGGAGAAGAAAGGAGGGUGGUGCGGCUCGAGUGGCUGGAUGGGGCAGCGGCUGGUCUAGGGCUCCGUGUCUGUGAGUGGAGGGCAAACGGCGGCUGAGCUCGGCUAUUUAUAGCCAAGCCU
Molecule: messenger RNA, 2283 nt
Organism: Cucurbita moschata (crookneck pumpkin)
Lineage: Eukaryota; Viridiplantae; Streptophyta; Magnoliopsida; Cucurbitales; Cucurbitaceae
Product: 2,3-bisphosphoglycerate-independent phosphoglycerate mutase
Exons: 11
Coding region: 219-1898 (559 amino acids)
Biological process (GO): glucose catabolic process
Cellular component (GO): cytoplasm
Molecular function (GO): manganese ion binding
Source: RefSeq, a predicted model, not a curated record